CCUCCCUGCAGAGAUGCAAGCCUGUGAAUCUCUAUAUUUCCUCCCCCUGCUUUGUAUUCUUUGUCAGACACAGAGAAGCCCUGGCAGAGUGUGAGGUGCAUGCAGGGCAGUGCCAGCAGGGUUGAGGGGCAUGAUGCCGGUGAAGGGGCACCUCUCCACUCAGCUGCUUUGGUUUCUUGUCCUACUUGUUCUUCAGCUAACCAACAGUAUAUACCAUGGAGGGAAGCUUACCGGUGGUAGCAGUCCAUGUGCUGGCAGAGUGGAAGCAAAAUUUGGUGAUUUCUUCAUGAAAAUAUGUUUUCCUGUUGCAUCUAUAAAAGUGUUUCAAGUAAUUUGCAGAGAACUUGGGUGUGGAUCAGCAGUGAGUUUCCACAACGCCAGCCAUUUUGUGGAGGAUUUCAUGCCAUACAUAGUUCCAGUAAUUCUUUGUCGUGGUGAUGAGACAACAGUCAUGAAAUGCAAGGGAACUUCCUACUCUCUGGAGUUCACGUGCCCUCCUUCUUUCUAUACUGGAGUCACAUGCUCAGGUGACAAACAGCCCCGGCUGAUUGAAGGUGACAAUGCCUGCUCAGGACGUCUGGAGAUAAGACAUGGACACACUUGGGCUACUGUCAGUGAUUCCCACCUUGAUCCUAAAGCUGCCAGUGUGAUUUGUAAUGAGCUACUGUGUGGAGCAGUUGUAUCCAUCACAGGAGGAGCUCACUUUGGAGAAGGACAAGGGCCAAUCUGGACUGAAGAGUUUCAGUGUGUGGGAAAUGAGUCUCAUCUUGCGUACUGCCCCCGAGCACCACCCAUGAAUCAGACAGGCUCACACGCAAAUGAUGCUGGCCUCAUAUGUUCACGGUUCACAGGGUUCAGGCUGGUGAACGGCAGCACACAGUGCUCGGGGAGAGUGGAGGUCCAGGUGCUCGGUGCCUGGGGCACCAUGUGUGACUCGCGCUGGGAUUUAUCAGAUGCCCACGUUCUCUGUCGUCAGCUUGAUUGUGGAUUUGCAGUGUCAGCUCCAGGAGGAGGGCAUUUUGGGAGAGGAACGGGGCCCGUCUGGAGAGACACAUUCCACUGUAAUGGGACUGAACCCCAUUUAUGGCACUGCCCGGUUACUGCCCUGGGAGUCUCUCAGUGUUUCCAUGACCGUGAUGUCAGUGUGAUUUGCUCAGGUCGAUCUGAAUCACUUAUACUGUUGGAUGGAGAGAGCCGGUGCGAUGGGCGAGUUGAGAUUUCCCUCGGUGGAACAUGGAGCAGAGUCCUGGAUGAUCAGUGGGACAUGAACGAUGCCAGCGUGGUGUGCAGGCAGCUGCAGUGUGGAGCUGCUGAGAAAGCCUAUCACCCUGCAAAGUCUGAGCGCGGGACAGGUCCUGUGGGGUUCAGAAGUGUCCAGUGUGCUGGACAUGAGUUUAAUCUGAUGCUCUGUAACAACUCCCUGUCUGAGACAAUGCAGGCUGGCAUAGCGGAAGAUGUCAGUGUUGUUUGCUCAGGAAGCAGGAAUAUCAGACUGGUGAAUGGGGCAGGUCGCUGUGCUGGGAGAGUGGAGGUUUAUUACCAGGGCACCUGGGGGACUGUCUGUGAUGAUUCCUGGGGCUUGUCUGAUGCCAGCGUAGUUUGCAAACAACUGAGAUGCGGAAACGCCAUUGAGGCAUCUGCCUCUGCUCACUAUGGGGAAGGCUCAGGGCAGAUCUGGCUGGAUGAUGUGAACUGCGCUGGGAAUGAGUCGGAGCUGUGGGCAUGUCCUUCCAAGAGCUGGGGCCAGCACAACUGCCGACACAAAGAGGAUGCAGGAGUGCUCUGUUCAGGAGGAAAAGAAAACAGUACACAAAACUCAUUUGCUGCGUGCCCAGGCUCUACAAACUGCACAGACAAGGAAAAGCUUCGCGUUGUGCAAGGAAAGGACGGCUGUUCAGGGAGAGUGGAGGUUUGGCACCGCGGCUUCUGGGGAACAGUGUGUGAUGACUCCUGGGACAUGGCGGAUGCAAAAGUUGUGUGUAAACAACUGGGCUGUGGACCUGCUGUGUCUGCUCUGGGUCGAGCAGCAUUCGGGGAAGGGACUGGCCCCAUCUGGCUGGAGAAAUUGGACUGUCAAGGGACAGAGUCAUCUCUGUGGCACUGUCCUGCGAAGCACUGGGAGGACAGUAACUGCCACCAUAAAGAAGAUGCUGCUGUGAAUUGCUCUGAUGCAACAGGAAUGACAACUUCCCCGAAGGGAACAGAUCCACCUGCCACAGACAGUUGGGGAGACAUGGUGCCCAUUGUCAUCUGCAUUAUUCUGGGCGUCCUUCUCUGCUUGGUCCUAAUCAUUGUGGCUGGGCUGGUGCGAAAUGCCAGAGCACAGCAGAAAGGGUCCAGAAACGUCAUGCAGCCCUUCUCUGAGGUUGUGUAUGAAGAGAUUGACUACAGCCCAGUGAAGGAGAAGCAGGAAUUAUUUGUUCAUUCAGAGACCUCUGUACUGCCCAGAGAAGCCACCAGUGAUGGUUAUGAUGAUGCUGACGCAAAUUCUGAUGCAGAACACAGAUCUGAUUUUCACCAGAAUUACGAGGAAGUCAAUGAAGCCCCAGAGGAAAGUGAUGGGACAAGGGAUUCGCAGACAGGUUGGAGUCUGCACUCCCUAAGAAGUGAAGGGACCUCUGGACCUGACGGAAAAGAAACAUCCCUGCCUCCCGGGGACAUAGAAUAUGAUGAUGUUGAAGAUGGCUUUGCUGGGACAUUGAUAUAAGAAUGUCUGUAUUUAGAGCAUAUGCCGUGUGAGGACACAAAUGCUGUAUGAUUAGAUGACUCUUCUUUGAAAUGCUGACUGGGCCAGAGAGUCACUAGAGACAGUCUUUGCACAGCAGGUAGCCUGACCAGCUUCUUAUAGAGGGUGAUGUAGUUGCAAGCAUAGUAGUUUAAGUGACAUUUUUUAUUUACCAUUGAUCAGGCUGUAUGAAUAGUUCCUGCUUUUAUAUUCCUAAAAAAUUCUUCAUCCUAAAGUUAAUGCAUUUUGUUAUUAAAACAUUUCUUAAAGCUUGUUCCAGAAAUGAUAUUUCUCUCAACCUGAUGUGUUGGGUCAGUCCCAGGGGAUGGUAAUGGAGGGAGAAUGAAAAGAAUUACAAGAGAAGAUAAUAAUAAAGUGGUACUUCAUCACUGCAGGCUGUUAGACAGGAUAUUUGAUUUAUAAUUCUGUGCAGCGAUGCUGACAUAUGCAGUAAGGAAAUAUUGAUAGAGAUAGAGAGGACCCAAAUGUAGUAUUCAUGCUCCAAACUUCCAUUUGAACUCCAAGGUA
Alligator mississippiensis (American alligator) is the source of this 3253-nucleotide messenger RNA. RefSeq names its product scavenger receptor cysteine-rich type 1 protein M130. The transcript is spliced from 13 exons. NCBI's taxonomy places the organism in Eukaryota, Metazoa, Chordata, Crocodylia, Alligatoridae. Gene Ontology annotation, cellular component: membrane. The record is from RefSeq and is a predicted model, not a curated record. Bases 131 to 2707 code for a protein of 858 amino acids.